ACACACACGCAAGCUCACCGACGUAUCACUAUAACCACGUUUAUUUUAUCUUUGACGUUUUUCCGGCGACGGAAACUUAAGUCGUCUACUCAAGCAGUUUGUGAUAGAAUUAUCAAUACCGCAUACGAUUUUCUACGACUCUGUGUGAUCCGCAGAUUAUUUUUAUAUUCUCACAAUUGAACCUCACAUUACAAUAUUGAAUAAUAUGUAGAAACAACCCUGAGAAAAAUAAUAUUAUUUAUUUAUUCAUAGACAAUAUUGUGAAUUAAGUCUCGGUUGAAAUAAAGAGUGCUUCAAAUAAUGUAAGAGUGAAUGUGAAGAGUGUAUUUUCUUUCUAUGUGGUGGUGAAUAGUUGUCUAUAUGUUGAAGAUUUUUCUAGAAGUAUAUUGAAUGAGUCGUCAAUGGUUCAAUAAUUAGUUUCAAUUUAAAAAUGUAGUUUUGUGGAUGGAGAAUCAGGAAUCCAUCAUAUACGAGUGGACAGAAAAAUCAUGAAAAUUCUUAUCCUUUCCGUGAUAUUACUUAUUUCUGUUAUUUUGUUUGCUGUGAAAACCAAUGCGAUUGGCUGGGAAGUCAAGCCUUGUCCGGCUGAUGGGUUUACAUUGAAGAAAAUCACGAAUAAUGGAAUUGCUCUCUCUUCUUCUAUGAAUAGUAGCAGUUUAGGCAAAUGCCAGUAUAGAAAGGUAGUCGCUCAAAUAAAUGUUGUGUCAGAUAAUCAAGGAGCAGUGAUCCAAGGCAGGUUGAAAUAUACUGGAUACCAUGGCAAUGACGAUGUGAUACUCACUGAUGAUUCUAAAAUAGAGAAAGAGUUGUCUUUUUAUGGACAAAUGAAAUUAUUCGCUUGUGUUGAGUACAAAAUUUAUCUAGAUCUUUUAACAAGAAAGUGUGAUAAUGUUCUCAAGUUCAAAUGUUCCGACAAAGAGUUAAAAUAUGAUAAAAUUGUUGAUUCAACCAUCAUCACUGCACAUUUGUAUAAUGUUAAACUGAUUGAUUCUAUGGUCUUCAAUCAUCAAAAUUAUGGAAACUUCACACGUUUUUAUAUCUCCAUUUCACCUGACUUGCAAUUCUGUGAUCCAGUUUUCAAUUUUACAAUUUAUGCAACUAAGAAUGGAAGUGACAUUGAAAUGGUCUAUGAAACUGCAUUAGCCAAGUCUGAAAUUGUGGAUGUGCCAGAUCUUAUUGAAAGCGUGAAUUACACUGCGUUAAUGAGUUUGCAAAUCAACAGAACUUCCGAAGUCACCUAUAUUAAUCAGUCGAUUCCAUUCAGUUUAGAUGCUACUUCUUCCAAAAAUGUCACCGAUUGGAAUGUAGAGGACUUUCAUGUAUAUGAUAAAGGAGCAACCUGGGCAGGUUUGGCAUGGAAACCUCCUGGUCAACCGUACACAGUUGAGAGUUAUAUUCUUGAGAUUUAUUCAGAAAAUGGCACGCCGAUCACAAAUAGACAACUGUCGAAAUAUGCAACCAUCUUCAAUGUGACAGACUCUUUAGAGCCGUGUUCGGAAUACAGAAUCGAUCUGUCAACCAUUUCAAAGGAUCUCAUUGCAUUCAGUACAGUAAAUUUUCGGACUAAUGUAACAGUACCGUUACUACCAGCUCCCGAUGAAGGCCAUGUGUUAGAAAUCGGUGCCACUAUGGCCGUGCUAAGUUGGCAAGUGGCCUUCACACUGGACAGCGAGUGUUCGGUCAUGGACGUGUUGACGGCGCACUGCUACAGCAAGGCGGGCAAAGUGUUGGAGUUCAACAGCACUGAACGCAGUCCGAACGGAACCGUGUUGGUCGACUGUGUGGGUCUCGAGCCGUUCACAGAAUACAGCUGCAAUGCUGUGGCGCUUAAUGAGGCAGGCGAGUCCAACGCUAGUCUGCCGCUCGUCUUCUCCACUCUGCAGGAUGUGCCCAGUUCUCCGAACUCUCUAGAAGUGAGAGAGAAGGCAAGUGACAGCAUCCUCGUGUCCUGGAGUGAACCACUUCUAAUCCCCGGCAUUCUCACCUACUACACGGUGACAAUUAGCAGUGUAGGUCCAGCCUACUCAAUACCUAAUGAUUGCAAAGCAAUUAGCCCAUGGCAGGAACGCAAUCUGACUGUCCCCGCCCCUGUCAUGUUAGCCUUGAUAGACGAUUUGCUGCCUUACUAUCAGUACAGUUUCACAGUAGUGGCCUCCACAGGAGCUGGGUAUGGUGAACCAAGUGAUGAGGUCAGAACUAUCACUUUGCCCAAUGUGUCAGAAACAGUUCGGAAUGUGACCAUAAAUGUGCAUUAUAACGAGAGUGUGGUAACGUGGCGUCCACCGUGCAUCACUAAUGGUAAAAUCGUAAAUUUUUCACUGAAAUUGACAGGCAGUCGUCAAGGGUUUGGACCUUUACCUUCCAAACAUUGGAAUAUCUCUCGAGACGAGAACUGGUUCUAUUUAAGGGACCUCCUACCUGAAGCGACUUAUAAGCUAAGCAUUUCUGUGAUAGUUGAAGAUGUUGAUGAAGAAAAUCCACUUGUUAAAGAGUUCACUAGCUCUGCCAGGGUACCAGAAGUACCCUCCAAAAUAACCUCAGAUCUGGUUGAUGUCGAUCCCAAGCUAAGUACGAAGCCCUCAAGCGAAGCCGUGGUGCUUAUUAAAAGAUCGUUCUUCAACUAUGACAAUGGAGAGAUACGUUACCUCGCUCUGCUGGUGUCGGAGAAUCACAUGAUUGGCGAAGCUAGGUCGGGAAUUACUUUCAACAGAAGUUGGCCGCAUAUGACAACUUGGGCGGUGGCUUCCAGUAGUCAGCAUGUCAUCAUGUAUCAAGCCACUCCUAAGUGGUGGAAUCCUAUGCAAGGCAGUGAGUCUGAAGGAGUGAUUCGCUACACACUGGGACAAGAGGUGUGUUCUGAAAUGGACAUCCAUAGCUACUGCAAUGGUCCACUCUUGGCCAACACUCUCUAUGCAUUGAGAAUUAGGGUCUUCACCUCGGCUGGAUUUCGAGACUCACCUCCAAUCCGGUUCAAAACUGAUUUUGGUUUUUCAUACGACUUUCUCAUGAGUUUGUUUUUGGGAUUUUUUGUUGUUACAACGGCAGUGAUUAUAAUUGGUUACUUCGUGCUGAGUAAACGUCAGUGGAAAACUAGCAGGACGGAGCACAAGUAUCUGGAAGAACUGCCGGCUAAGAAGGUGCUGGCUCACGCCAAUGCGGUGCUGGAGCACAAAAACCUGAUGCACUCAGAAUUCCUGCAUCUGUCCGGCUUGAGUGAUACGCUCGAUAUAAGCAGCGAUGCUGCCAAAUUUCCAGCCAACAUGCCCAAAAACCGAUACACCAAUAUCUUACCAUAUGACUUCAACCGGGUUGUACUUGAAGGGGACGAAGUGAAUGAAUACAUAAAUGCAUCAUACAUCGCUGAUGAUACUCUCAAAAAUGAAGUUGAAUAUGUGGCAUGUCAAGCACCGAAAGAAAGCACGGUUCGUGAUUUCUGGAGGAUGAUUGUACAGUGCAGUAUACGAGCCAUUGUUAUGCUGUGUAACCUUACAGAAAACAACAAGGAUAAAUGCUACUGGUAUUUCCCUGAGGAAUCUGAAACACUGGAGUUUGGAGACAUUGCUAUACACUGUUUGAAGAAAAUCACGAAUGAGGCAUUUAUUCAAAGAUUUCUAGUCAUAAAAACGAAAAAUCAAGGAGAUAUGAAGGUGGACCACUAUCAUUUUGUGAACUGGCCGGACUUCGAGGCCCCUGAGGAGGCCAUCCCUAUGAUAAAGCUUUGUCAAGCCGUCAGAGCCGAUGUUGGAUUGGCUACCAUUGCUGUGCAUUGCAGUGCUGGAGUGGGGAGGACAGGCACGUAUAUAGCUGUAGAUAUGCUACUGCGACAUUUGAAUCACAGAAAAAAAGUGAGUGUCUUCCGAACAGUGCUGAAGCUGAGAGGACAAAGAGCCAAUAUGGUGCAGAACGAGGUGCAAUAUACUUACAUCUAUAAGGUCCUCAAACAUACUCUUGACAAUUCAACAUUAUUUUUCAGAAAAGGAUCCAGACUCUUUCAAUUGUCGAGAAGUACAUCAACAAAUUUAGAUGAAGGCUCUUUACUUUCAUUGAAAGUGCGAUCAUAAUAUAUUGACAAAAUCUAUUCUAACCUGUGUUAAUAGUAAGCUGUGAAUAAAUGCAAAAACAUUCUAUUUCAAGUGAUAUUACUGUAAGUUUUAAAUCUAGUCUUGAAAAUAAAUACAAAGCUUUGAUUUGA
Messenger RNA from Nilaparvata lugens (brown planthopper), 4192 nucleotides. It is a transcript of the gene Ptp52F, whose product is annotated as tyrosine-protein phosphatase 10D. Gene Ontology annotation, molecular function: protein tyrosine phosphatase activity; protein binding. The record is from RefSeq and is a predicted model, not a curated record. The coding region runs from base 489 to 4061 and encodes 1190 amino acids. Gene Ontology annotation, biological process: protein dephosphorylation. NCBI's taxonomy places the organism in Eukaryota, Metazoa, Arthropoda, Insecta, Hemiptera, Delphacidae. The transcript has 21 exons.